This is a messenger RNA of Bursaphelenchus xylophilus (pine wood nematode), 8390 nucleotides long. The record is from the annotation of a GenBank genome assembly. Lineage: Eukaryota; Metazoa; Nematoda; Chromadorea; Rhabditida; Aphelenchoididae.
AUGAGGCUAAAAUUCGCUGUGGCACUCCUUGUGGGCUUACUUUGCAAUGUAAACGGAGAUAGUUUGUAUACGGACCAGGUGAUUGAUCUUCCCGGAGUGACUUUCGAUUACCUUCAUCGGCAUUUCAGUGGGUAUUUGUCGACUCCAAGUGGAAGCAAAUUGCAUUAUUGGUGAGUAAAAAAACUUGAAAAAAAGAAAGAAGAGGUAAAAUACGUCAUCGUUUUUAAUGCAUUGUAUUGAUCUGUCGGGAAAAUAAUGGGCACAAGGUCGCUGAGCUGAUCGUGUCGCGGAAGAAAGAAUUUGUUUUUGCCGCGACGCAAUUCAUUUUCUCGGCGGCGAUGCGAUUUUCGAAAGGGGUUUGAAAUUCGAGGCUACAAUUUUUGAUCUAUCCUUGGGGAUAGAGCAAAAAUAGAUUCCAGAAAAUUCUAGCUCACGUCAGAGAAAAAGAACGGCUUUUUGGCCAAGUUUUUGCCAGUUCUCUCUCGAAAAAAAUAUUUUUUUUUGUGGAAAUAUCACCCUCUUCGGUACAAAAUUGUUUCGCCAAAUUUUUUCCAAAUUUUGACCAAUUUUCGGACAAAAAAUCUCGGUUUUUUCUGCUAAGCGCGAGCUGGUUUUUCUCUAUAUGUCUUAGAAAGAACCUGUUUCAAUUGUCGCCAAAUUUCACUACGUAAAAUCCGAGGGCUUCUCCAGUAAAAAAUUUUGAAAAUUUCGCAUUUUUCGAAAUUUUUCCAACAAAAAGUCGGCAGCCGAUUUGACAUUCAACAAGAAAUUCUCUUUUCCAACAAAAAAGAUCAUUUUUUCCUCAAAAAAUCCUCAGAAAUCCCGCUAAAAUCUCUUUCUUUUCUCUGCCGUCUCUCCUUAUUUUCCGUAGUCUCUCGUCUGCAAAGCUUGUUGAAUAUCUCGGCUCCCAUUGCAAAACAUAAGCUAAAAAUUUGAGGGAUUAUUUUAUGACCCAUGUAUAGUAUAUGGUGAAAUUUUGAAGAAAAUUCAAGCUCUGUGCCUCGAGCAAUUUGUCUUUGAAUACCAGAGCUCAAACAAUAUUAAAAAAUGUUUUUUUCCUUUUUCUCUGCCAAGUUUUUGCUGAUAAAUCAGCAAUGAACCCUGCAGUUCGUCGCUAAUCCCCGUUACUCCCUAUUAACGUCUUAUUGGUCAUUAAAAGCCCUCCAAACUUGUUAUCAGUCAUGUCCAAUUUCAUAAUGAUGACUCGGAUUGUUUGAAGUUCUUAUCGGCCUCUUGUAUUUGUUCAAUUAACAGGCUGCUUUAAAUUAACGCAUCCGACUGAUAAGGCAAUUAACUUCCAUUCAAUUCGAAGGAUGGCUAGAAGGCAAAUAAUGGGAGCAAAAUACGAAAUAUGCGUAUAAUUCAAGGUUAUGUAUAUAUAGAUAUACAGGGUGACAAAGAAAAAACGCAACUCAUAUUUAUGGCCAUAUUUUGUCUAAAACACCAAACUUAACCAAAGUAACGGUGAAUAUCAGUAACAUAGAGCAUUGUAAAUAGUAUGCUCGGCCAGUUUUAAGGUGGCUGUUCUUCGCCCCGAGAUAGAGCUCAAAACGUGACUUUAAAUUUUGGCCGAUUCGCCGAAGCUUUUUUGGGGAAAUCGGUUCCGUUCUUACCGCAGAGAUCAAUUAGCGGCUCCCUCAUCCGCGAACAGGACCUUCUCUCAUCGCUGAGCUGCUGCGCGACGGUUUAGUUUUCAACAUUUUUUGAGCCGUACUUGCUCUUAGUGUUCCGUGAGGCGCUAAGCUUUUUGGAGCUUGUAAGACUUGCUCUACGGUACAUUGAUCACCAUUCGUCGAUCCGUUGUUCCCUUGAUGCCGGUCUGCCGGGCAAUUUUCUUCAUGGACACCACCAGAUUUUGCUUCACUCGCUUUCUGAUGAUCUCAAGGUUGGCAGAAGUCUUCAAGAUGCGCUUCCUUCUAAUUCCAUGGCCAAGCUCGUUGAGUCGUUUGAUGCUUUUCGUAUGUGAGGUUUUCCUACACCGACCAAUUUAGCAAUCUUUUACUGUCCAUUUUCUUUCCGUGACAGGUUUAAAAUCGGGGUCCCUCUGUUUGAGACUCGAAACAAACAUGUUAAUCAACCGAUAUGGGUAUGAAAAUUGAGAGGCUAGGACAAAAAAACACGGAGAAUUUAAUGGUAUGAACAAUAUUUUCCUAAACCUAAAAGUUUUCGCGGCAGGACCCAUGAAAAAAAGUUGCAUUUUUUAUUUGUCACCCUGUAAUAACAUUAUAUUUCGAAAGGUUGUGGUGAAAGAGGCUGUAGAACGUAAAACUUUGAAUUGUAAAAUACGUCCGAUCGCAGUUGAGUAUAUCUCUACGUAAAAAGGGAAUUUAAAAAAAUUUACUAUUAGAUAAAGGGGAUAUCGUUCUGUCGGGAAAAUAAUGAGCAUUCUGUCACAUCGAAAAUUGCAUCGCCACCGAGAAAAUAAAUUGUGUCAAAGAUAAAUAUUUUUUUUUUCACUUCAGCGACAUGAUGACAACAUUGUGCUCAUUAUUUUCCCGACAGACUAACAGCUUUGCAAAAAUUUUCCCUCACAUUCAGAUUUGUCAAAAUCGGGCUUAAAUUUGCAGUGGAAGUGCUUGAAAUGCGAAGCUGAAAUUUCGAUGAAACUUGACACAAAUUGAAAUAGAUUUUUUGAAAGAAAUAUUCGAGAUUAUUAGUUAUUAUAAACGACUGAGAUUUUUAAGCCAUGUGUUGGUCAAAUUUCACAUUUUUUUUGCAAACUUAUCCAUAAAAAAUUUUAUGAUUAGAUAGCAUUUUUUCAACGAAAAAUCAAUAAUUUCCCCUACGGAAAUGGCAUGGCCAAAAAGUGUAAACAAAUCCUAUCGUAUUUUACAAAAAAAAUCCGCCAGCCUCUAAAGAUAAUAAUAUGAAAAAUACUCAACGUUGACUUUUUUUAAAAAUUUUUUUAGUGAAGUUGCUACACAAAAUUCUAAGACUUUUGGCAUCAGCGGAUAGUUGAAAUUUUGCUUUUUGCGCGAGCUGCGCCCUGUUGAAAGUGAGAUUUUUUGAUCGAUUUUUGGUCGUAACUUUUGACACUGUUGCAGUAGCCCUUAGCUUUUUGGUUAUUGUCAUCACCGAAUGGGGCCCAAACUUUGCGUUUUUUCGAAAUUUGCAUAUCUAUGCCCUCCGGAUAUGUACCCGAAAUAAUGGAAUUUUCGGAUUUUUUUUUGAUUCCAUCCUAUUCUACGCAAAUUUCUAAGACUUCUGAAGCCCACUUAUAAUUUACAAUUAUCGACCGGUCGAAAGUUAUUUCCGAUUUUCGAGAUUUUUCGGAAUAUUCCAGAUUUCACCGUCAAGAUGACGGAAUUUCUGGAUUUUGAGAACGGAUUCUGAAUCAGCAUGCCUGACAUGCCCUAGAACCACCUUUCGUAUCUUCCUGUCGUAUUUCGUAUUUUAGCCAUUCGAGAUUUUUCGAAAUUUCCCAAAAUAGGCCUAAUUUUCCGGAAUUUUUUCCGGGAAAACUAGAUCGAAAUUCAAAAAAAGGGCAAAAUGUCGUUCUUAGGAAUCGAUUCAGCUACACGCUGAAUUUUUUUCAGGUCCCGUUAUCGCUUCUGAAGUCUGAUCGAAAGGGCCGCGCAGAAUCGACCGAAACUCGAAUUUUGAAAAAUCGACCAAAACUUCAUGUUAUCGACCGAAUUUCGGAAUUCUGAAGAUGGCAUUCGAUUCAACAUGUGUGACUUGACCUAGGAACGUGUAUCACUGGCUUCGGUAGCGUUUCGUAUUUUACAUGCCCCAAAUUUUCGUCCGAGGUCAGAUCUGAUGUACAAUAUUAAAAUUUUUUUUUCUCGGAACUGAAGUCGAAAUUCAAAAAUCGGGCUUUAUAUAGUUCUUAGCAAUAGACUGUAGUAUGUUCUCCAUUAUUUUCGGAUUCUGGGAUCGUCGUUGAAUCUCGAGGUCUUCCGCCAACGGCCGAUUUCCCGGAUUUUUUGACUAAAUCGGCCCUGAGGGCUCAGACUUCAAAUUUUUCGGAUUUAUGCGUAUUCCAUCGUAUUCAGCAUGUACGAGUUGACCUAGGAACGUGUAUCACUCGCCGCAGUAGCGUUUCGUAUUUUAGGUAUUCAAAAUUUUCUUCCGUGGAGCAGGUGUCAUGAACAACAUGAAAAUUUUUUUUUCUCGGAACUGUAGUCGAAAUUCAAAAAAAGGGCCGCGUGUUGCUGUUAGCAAUUGAAUGGACGUGCUACACAAUUUUUUUCAGAUUCCGAUAUCGUGCCGGAAGUCAGAUUGUAAAGGACAAAGCCCGAUUUUCGGGAUCUCGAAAAUUUCGACAUUUCCCCUCAGGGCGUCAAAAUUCAAAUUUCGUGAAUCGAGACUUGGACUAUCGUGAUCAGCGUGAAUUAUCGGACCGGAUAGCAUUUUCAUUUCCUAAAAUACGACCGUCCGGACCAAAAUUGGAAUUUUUUCCCCAUGGUCAGGUGUCAAGUGUAAUAUCAAGUCCUCAUUCGCGUAAUGGGGGACGAAAUUCAGAAAAGAGCUUCGCUGUGCCUUUGUAUUUGCCUGGAGUAGAUCCAUAACCAUUUUCAGCUGCUGAUGUCGCCCCACUGUAGCUGCGCAGUUGCCAGAGGGCCGAUUUUUGGCAUUUUUCACACAAAUUUGGCCCUGAGGCCAAGUAAAGUUCGAAAUUCAAAAUUCGGCUCGGGUCAAUUUUUGGCAAAUUCGGUAAGCUUCCAUCGUGCCAAAUUUCAGCCCAAUCGCUUUCGAACUGGGCGAGCACUGCCUCCACAAAGCGCGGGGAAAUUGGAACUUUUGGAUUUUUUGACAGAGUCGUCUCCAAAGUAUUGAUAGGCUGGGAAAUUUCUUUGCUUAUACGCAACUUUCUUUGUGCGAGGCCGAAGGCCGAGCCAAACUGACUUUUUUUUGGAAGCUUCGGCGGCCGAAGGCCGCCGUCGGUCACGGAACCUUCUGAAUGUUGUUGUAGAGUGCUACAGCGCACUGUGCCGAGGCCGAAGGCCGAGGCAAAGUUCCAAAAACAGUUGAUCGGUCAAAGUUAGCUUAUGAAAGGUAGCGCUGGCGCGCGGCCCUUAGCUAACAGAAGUGCCGGGCUUGAGGCAGUAUAACGCGCGCCAGCGCGUUGUUGGCCACGCGAAGCGUGGCCUGGACGAUCAACUGUAGUGCAUGCGAUCAGCAACCUUUGUGCGAUCAAGUCAACUUCACGUAGGGCAACCUUUGCGCGCACAGCGACGUCAAGGCCCGCGUUAGCGGGGCUUGUCGUAUUUAAAAAGUGUUUUUGUUUUUAACUUUUACUUUAAAAAAAACUCACUUUUCACUUAUAAAAUUAAAUAAAUUUUUAAAAUAAACGUAUUUUAAAAACAAAAAAAAAACAAAAUUUCAAAAAAAUUAAAUCAAAUUUAAUUUAAAAAAUCGGAAUAUUAAAAUUUUUAGGUUCUUUGAGUCCCAACACAGCCCCUCAACGGAUCCCGUGGUCCUCUGGCUGAACGGCGGUCCCGGAUGCUCUUCCAUGGGCGGAGCCUUGGCCGAGAUCGGCCCAUUCCGGCCGAAUCCCGAUGGGAAAACGCUUUUCGAGAACGUCUACGCCUGGAAUAAGGUGGGAAUCAUCAAUUUUUAACUAAAAUAAGGUCAUUUUAUGAAUAAAAAUUAUUUUUAAAACGAUUUUCAGCUAGCGAACGUGCUGUUUCUCGAAGCACCAAAGAAUGUUGGGUUCUCCACUGGCAACAAUGAUACAUAUUCGGAUGAUGAAGUAGGUUUUUUCGACGAAAAAAUGGAUUUUUUUUGAUUUUUUUAAUUUUUUAUGGAUUCUUUUGCAAAAAUUGUUAUUGUAAUUACAGAACGAGCUCGAUACGUAUUUUACAACUCAAAAUUUAAAAUUUCAUAAAUUUUUCGGCAAAAAAAAAAGUAAAUUUUCUGUAAUUUCUAGCAAAAAUUUUGUGAUUUUGGCAAAAAAAUCUUGCAGGAGUUGCCACAAAAACAAAAUGACGUGAUUUUUUGCCUAUACUUUUCUUGAAUUUACAGUUUUGCAGCAUUUUCCCAAAAAAAUGUAAAAUUUUUGCCAUGGAUAAUAUAAUUUUUUAUUUUUUUUUUGCAUUUUUUUCCAUUGAUUUUAAAUUUUCAGACCGCUGAAGACAAUUUGGAAGCCCUUUCCGAAUGGUUCAAGCGAUUCCCAGCCUUCCAGAGCAAAAAGUUGUACUUGGCUGGGCAGUCUUAUGCUGGAGUUUAUGUCCCAACCCUGGCCAGAAAUAUCUUGAAAAAUGUGAGUUUACUGUUUCUGAGAGCGAAUGGAAAAAUUAUCCCAAAAUAAUUUGUUCAGAGCAGUGCAAUAUUUGCAAUAUUUUUUUUACUUCUGCACAGUGCAGAAAUAAAAGAUAUUUUUUUGCACUGUGCAGUAAGAAUUUUGUGAAAUUUGCACAGUGCGAAAGGCUUUUCUUCGGUUCUUUUGCACUGUGCAGUCAAAAUUUUGUCGCAAGUUUUGCACAGUGCAAUUGGAACUUUUUAAAAUUUGCACAGUGCGAAGGACUUUUCUUCGAUUCUUUUUGCACUGUGCAGUCGAAAUUUUGUCGCAAAUUUUGCACAGUGCAAGAGCUGACUUUUUGUUUGCACGGUGCGACAAACCAGGUUGAAGUAAAUAAAAUGCACCGUGCAGAAAUAAAAAAAAAUAUCUUUUUUGCACAGUGCACAAGAAUUCAGGAUUUUGAUGAUCUGCACUGUGCAAAUAAAAAGAUUUUUUUGAUUGCACGGUGUAAAACAAAAAUUUUCGAACAUUUUGCACUAUGAAAAAUUUUUUGAAAGUCCGCACUGUACGACAAAAAAGACUCUUUUGAAUUGCACAGUGCAAAGAAAUCGGGAAAAUUUUGCACAGUGCAAAAAAGCUGUUUUAAGAUCUGCACAGUGCAAAAAAGAAAUACUUUUUUCAUCGCACAGUGCAAAACGAAAAUUCGAAAAAAACCGCGCACAGUGCAAAGAAAUCGGGAAAAUUUUGCACAGUGCAAAAAAGCUGUUUUAAGAUCUGCACAGUGCAAAAAAAAAAUACUUUUUUCAUCGCACAGUGCAAAACGAAAAUUCGAAAAAAACCGCGCACAGUGCAAAGAAAUUGGGAAAAUUUUGCACAGUGCAAAAAACCCCUUUUAAGAUCUGCACAGUGCAAAAAAUAAAUACUUUUUUCAUCGCACAGUGCAAAACCAAAAUUCGAAAAAAACCGCGCACAGUGCAAAAAAACUUCAUAAAUUUUGCACUGUCAAACAUUAAAGUGCGAGGUUCCGUAAGCCAGCGCCCAAAGAAAGAGUGUUCCCGCUGCGGGACCCAACACGGCAGAUCUCUCUUGCCAGAAAAUAAAAAAAUUGUUUUUUUGUUGUACAAAAUGGAUCAAACAAUGUGAAAGAUGGAUGGAGAUCAGUGAAGAAGGUAUGUUUUAUUGUGUUUUCUGAUUUAGAGCAGCUCGACAAAAAUUUUUACGAAAUCUGGUCCAAGAUUUUUUGUGUUUUGAGCGAUUUUACGCAAUUUUUGACAUAACGAAGCAUGAAAAUAGGUGUAGUUUCCCAAAGAACCGUCCAGGAGCGCUGGUGAUUGACUUUUGGUCAAGUUAGAGGCAAAACCUUCACCAAACUGCCUAGUAUAAUAUAAUUUUUUUCCAGGAAUUCGAAUCCAGAUGCAGCCAGACGGCUAGACUUCACCACGAGGACUCGUUGAAGCCAGAAGAAUGCUCGAUAUCGUCCAAAGUCAAAGCUGCUUUGACUUUCCAACUGUUUCCGAGGCUGAUGUCGCAUCGAAAAGGUGAGAGUUUUGCUCUGCUUUCACGUUUUAGGCCUGGAUGUCUUUGCUCCUUGAGCAAGGCAAUGGGGUUUCUUCGCAAUGAUGCCAUCUGGAAUGCGGUUGCUUCGUCUUGCGCCACAUCAGACCCAAUAUUCCAGUGUAAUACAAUUUUUUUCAGGGGUACCAGCUCAUUCAGUACCAUGUCGGCAGCCCGGUCCGGAGGACUUAGCAGCCCACUCUUACAGAUUCAACAACAGCCAGAUCAAUGGUAUUAUACUUUAUACGAAUAUCAAAAUAUUUAUUGCUAUUUUUACAAUAAAUUGAUUAUGUUUUCCAGUGUUUGUCCUCUGCAAGACCUUCUUUAUCGUCCAUAUAACGUCCCACAUGUUUCGCGUAGUCCAAACUUCGCGGUCGGGGGAGUGAUCGCCUAAAAAAAUUGUAUUACACUGGAUAUAUUAGGUCUGCUGUGACGCAAGAUGAAACAACCGCAUUCCAGAUAGCAUCAUUGCGAAGCAACACCCAUUGCCUUGCUCAAGGAGCAAAGACAUCCAGGCCUAAAACGUGAAAGCACAGCAAAACUCUCACCUUUUCGAUGCGACAUCAGCCCCGGAAAAAGUUGGAAGGUCAAAGCAGCAUUGACUUUGGACGAUAUCGAGCAUUCUUCUGGCUUCAACGAGUCCUCGUGGUGA